Capsaspora owczarzaki ATCC 30864 is the source of this 1591-nucleotide messenger RNA. RefSeq names its product aspartyl aminopeptidase. The record is from RefSeq and is a predicted model, not a curated record. Gene Ontology annotation, molecular function: aminopeptidase activity; zinc ion binding. Lineage: Eukaryota; Filasterea; Ministeriida; Capsasporidae. Gene Ontology annotation, biological process: proteolysis. Bases 15 to 1451 code for a protein of 478 amino acids. The transcript is spliced from 6 exons.
UUUCGUGCUGCUACAUGCUCCGAACAAUGACCAGCGACGCCCAUCAACUCGCCCAGCGCUUCCUCGCCUUUGUGAAUGCGAGCCCAUCUCCAUUCCAUGCCGUCGAGGAGUGCCGCCGCACACUGCUCGCAUCGUCGUUCAUUGAGCUCAAGGAGAAGGAAGCAUGGUCGCUGAAGCCCGACAGCAAGUACUUUUUCACGCGCAACCGGUCGACGCUGAUCGCAUUCACGGUCGGCGGCAAGUUUGUGCCUGGAACCAAAAGCGGAUUUUCGAUUGUCGGUGCGCACACGGACAGCCCGUGCCUGCGUGUCAAGCCCGUGAGCGAGCUGUCCAAGGCCGGCUAUGUGUCGCUGGGUGUCGAAUGCUACGGCGGUGGUCUGUGGCACACCUGGUUUGAUCGCGACCUGACUGUCGCCGGUCGUGCGAUUGUCCGCGCCGUUGACGGCCAGCUGCAGCACCGUCUCGUGCACAUCAAGCGCCCGAUUCUGCGUGUGCCGACCCUCGCCAUUCACCUCAACCGCGAGGUCAACUCGGACGGCUUCAAGUUCAACACUGAGACGCAGCUCGUCCCGAUGCUCGCCACCGCCGUCAAGUCCCGUCUCGAAAAGACCAAGGGCGACGACGGCAAGCGCAGGGCCGGGGUCGAAGGCAAGCACCACUCGACCUUCCUCAAGCUGCUGAGCGAGGAGCUCGAGUGCUCGGUCGACACCAUUGUCGACUUUGAGCUGUGCCUCGCCGACACCCAGCCCUCCGCCAUUGGCGGCCUGGAGAACGAGUUUAUCUUUUCGCCUCGUCUGGACAACCUGAUGAGCACCUUCUGCGCGCUCGAGGCCCUUGUGACGAGCUCCAACGCUCCCGGCUCGCUGGCUUCGGACACGAGCGCCCGCAUCAUCUCGCUGUUCGACCACGAGGAGAUUGGCUCCCGCAGUGCCCAGGGCGCCGAUUCGGCCGUCAUGGAGUCCACUCUGCGUCGCAUUGUCUCCAACGUCGAGAGCAACAAGGACCAGCGCGACACUGCCUUCCAGGAAACUGUUGCGCACUCGCUGCUUGUGAGCGCCGACAUGGCGCAUGCUGUUCACCCGAACUAUUCCGACAAGCACGAGGAAAACCACCGCCCGGUCAUCCACGGCGGCCCGGUCAUUAAGAGCAACGCCAACCAGCGCUACGCCACCAACUCGGUCAGCGGCACCGUUAUUCGCGAAAUUGCGCGCAAGCACAACAUUCCCGUGCAGGAGUUUGUGGUGCGCAACGACAGCGCCUGCGGCUCCACCAUUGGCCCCAUCGUUGCUGGCAAUCUCGGCAUGCGCACCAUUGACAUUGGCAACCCUCAAUUGAGCAUGCAUUCCAUCCGCGAAACCUGCGGUGUCGACGAUGUCACCUACGCUGUUCAGCUCAUCAAGGCCUUCUUCGAGGACUUCCCUGCCAUGGACGCUCGUCUCGAUGUCGAUUAGUUGACCAGGGCCUUCUCCAAUGGCUUGUACUUCCCGACUCAAACACAAACGCAAAGUGCAUUCAAAGAAUAAAAUUUUCAUUCGGGCAAGUUUCCUCACUUCAUCUCAAACACGAUCGAGAAUCAAAACUAGAAAAUGUC